Messenger RNA from Lonchura striata (white-rumped munia), 4139 nucleotides. RefSeq names its product SID1 transmembrane family member 1 (gene SIDT1). Gene Ontology annotation, cellular component: plasma membrane; lysosome. Gene Ontology annotation, molecular function: double-stranded RNA binding; RNA transmembrane transporter activity. Lineage: Eukaryota; Metazoa; Chordata; Aves; Passeriformes; Estrildidae. Gene Ontology annotation, biological process: RNA transport. The record is from RefSeq and is a predicted model, not a curated record.
CGGUCACAGAGAGGAGACCCUCCGCCCCUGGGCUGGCCAGCCAGCCCGCCGGCCGGCCUCCCUUCCCCUCCCCUCCCCGCCCCGCCGGCCGGCGGAGGGUCCUUCCCCGGGGAAAGUUGCUCGGCGUCCCCCGGGCGAGGGGCGGGGGCGUGCGGCGCUGCCCCCGCCGCCUCUCGCCCCUGUCGCCGAGCUAUUUAUUUAAAUCGCCGCUGAAGCGCCUCGCCGCCCGCCCUGCCGGGGACACGCAGUCCGGGCGGGCUGGGCAGGAAGGAGCCCAUGGCCGGGAGGGCAGCCCCGGCCCCCGGGGCUCUGCUCUGCGCCCUGCUCUGCGCGGCAGCGGCGGCAGCGGGGGGCGGCCCCGGGGACAACCCCGCUCCCGGCGCCUUCGGCCACGUCUACCGGGGCGCCGUGAACAUCAGCUCGGAGCGGGUCUACGCCUUCGCCUACCGCAGCGAGCCCGGGCAGGUGGAUGCAGUGCGGGUGUACGUGAACAGCAGCUCCGAGAACCUCCAGUACCCCAUCCUGUUUGUAGUGCGCCAGCAGAAGGGAGUGCUGUCGUGGCAGGUCCCACUGAUUUUUCGAGGCUUCUAUCAGAGGACCUAUAAUUACCAAGAAGUGAGUCGGACCCUGUGUCCCUCUGAGCCAACACCUGAAACAAGACCCUCUGACCAGAUUAUAUUUGUGGAUGUCGCUUCCAUGGCACCGUUCAAUAUUGCAUAUGAGCUGCUAGUCACCAGGCUGAAGAACUUCCAACUUGAGACCAACAAAGCCUUUAACUUCACUGCCAGCCCUUCCCAGCCCCAGUAUUUUCUGUACAAAUUUCCUCAGGAUGUUGAUUCAGUCAUCAUUAAUGUGGUGUCUGAUGCAACCUACCCAUGCUCAGUUGUCUCUGUCCAGGAUAUUGUGUGCCCAGUGUAUGACCUGGACCAUAAUGUGGAGUUCAAUGGAGUUUAUCAGUCUAUGACAAAGCAGGCAGCCAUAACAGUGCAGAGAAAAGAUUUCCCAGGUGAGCAGUUCUUUGUUGUGUUCGUCAUCAAGCCAGAGGAUUAUGCCUGUGGAGGUUCUGUGCCUUCUUCAAUUCAUGGGAAUGUCAACCGUACCUGGAACCUGCAGCGGACAAAGAACCUUCAAGUGACAAUUGUGCCCUCCAUUAAAAAGUCUGUUUAUGUCCAGGCCAUGUUCUUCAGCUUCCUGAGUUUCCUCUCCUUUUACCUGGGCUCAGUGGUUGUUGCUUUUGUGCACUACAUUAGGGUUCAGAGGAAGGCUUCAGCUGGGAGAUUGAGCCCUGAGCAUGGAUCUGGGAUGAUGACUUCCUCACACCCCAUCUCAGCCAGCACUCCUGAGGGAAGCAGCUAUGGUGCUAUUGACGAGUCCAGCUCCAGCGGUGGCGGCCAGCUGGGAGCCCCGCCUGGCUCGGACACAGACAGCUCCGUGGAGGAGGAGAGCGACUUCGACACCAUGCCUGAAAUUGAGAGUGACAAGAACAUCAUCCGCACCAAGGUGUUCCUCUAUCUAUCAGACUUGUCCAGGAAAGACAGAAGAAUUGUCAGCAAAAAAUACAAAAUCUAUUUCUGGAACAUCAUCACCAUUGCGGUGUUCUAUGCCCUGCCGGUCAUCCAGCUCGUCAUCACUUACCAGACGGUAGUGAAUGUGACUGGCAAUCAGGACAUCUGCUACUACAACUUCCUAUGUGCUCAUCCCCUUGGGGUGCUGAGUGCCUUCAACAACAUCCUCAGCAAUGUGGGCCACAUGAUGCUGGGCUUUCUCUUCCUCCUCAUUGUGUUGCGCAGGGACAUCCUCCAUCGUCGGGCCAUGGAGAUGAAAGAUAUCUACACCCUGGACUAUGGGAUCCCGAAGCAUUUUGGUCUCUUUUAUGCUAUGGGCAUUGCUCUGAUGAUGGAAGGGGUGCUCAGUGCCUGUUACCAUGUCUGCCCUAAUUACUCCAAUUUCCAGUUUGACACCUCCUUCAUGUACAUGAUCGCAGGACUGUGCAUGCUCAAGCUCUACCAGACCCGGCACCCAGACAUCAAUGCCAGCGCCUACUCCGCCUAUGCCUCCUUUGCUGUGGUGAUCUCCCUGGCUGUCCUUGGAGUGGUGUUUGGGAAAAAUGACAUGUGGUUCUGGGUUAUUUUCUCACUGAUCCAUGUUUUGGCCUCACUGGCUCUCAGCACCCAGAUCUACUACAUGGGUCGCUUCAAGAUCGAUGACCCUGACUCAGACAUGGGCAUAUUUCGGCGAGCAGUGAUGGUGCUGUACACGGACUGCAUCCAGCAGUGCAGCCGACCAAUGUACAUGGACAGGAUGGUGCUGCUCAUUGUUGGGAACCUGGUCAACUGGUCCUUUGCUAUCUUUGGGCUGGUGUAUCGGCCCAGAGACUUCGCCUCCUACAUCCUGGGAAUCUUCAUCUGUAACCUGCUGCUCUAUCUGGCCUUCUACAUCAUCAUGAAGCUCCGCAGCUCUGAGAAGCUCCUGCCCAUUCCCAUGUUCUGCAUCGUGGCCACAGCAGUGGUGUGGGCAGCUGCCCUCUAUUUCUUCUUCCAGACCCUCAGCAGCUGGGAGGAGACUCCAGCAGAGUCCCGGGAAAAGAACCGGCCAUGCAUCCUGCUGGGAUUCUUUGAUGACCACGAUGUCUGGCACUUCCUCUCUGCAGCUGCCUUGUUCUUCUCCUUUCUGGUCCUGCUGACCCUGGACGACGACCUGGAUACGGUGCGCAGGGACAAGAUCCCAGUGUUCUGAGUCCCUGGGGACAGGGGCGCAGAGGUGUCCCAGACCGCUCAGCCAAGGGCACCGGGCCUCUGGUGUCUGUGGAGAAUGAGCCUGCUUCCAUGGCCAGCAGCCCCGUGGGGGCAGGGGGACGGGAUCCCCCAGCAGGCACGGAGGGGUGCUGUGGCACUGAGGUGGGACCAGGAGGGAAGAUGAUGUUACUCCUUUCCCGCCCAUCCUCUGGGGCAGGCUUGAUCCAGAGGCCAAGGCCAGUGCACAGCCCUCUGGCUUGCGGGUGCUGGAGCCAGUGAGGGGGGAGGAAACAGGAGAGGCAUGUCAGAGACCUUUGCUUCCCUUCCUCCCUGCUGAUGUGCUCCACUUCCUCUCUGGUGAGCAGCCGUGCAAACCUUCCUGCACAGAGAGCUAAUGUCUGCUGCCCUCAGAGAGUCCCUUCAGCAGCACAGGGAGAGCAUUUGGUUCCUGUACUGCAGCAGCCAAGGGAGAAAAGAACUCCAAACUGAGGUAGCAGUGGGGGGACUGUGUUUUAUUUUAUCCUCUUUUUGUUGGACAGACUCAUUUGGUAGCUGGUGGGGAGCCACGGUACCAAGGCUGCAGCGCUGGUAGGAGGUGGUGAACUCGAGCUGCCUGUGAGGGCUCUGCCAGACUCAGAGCCUCCUACCUUGCUCUCUUGCAGCCUCUCUGUCACUCCUGUUGAACACUCCUCUGGCAGCUCCUGCUGGCACUUGGCAGUGCUCUGGUCUCUGUCACAGCACCACAAGUGCUCUCCUCGAGUGACCCUGAGAGAGAGCGCACAGCAAAGCCACAGCCCUGUGGGGCAGCCCUUGGCUCCUGCUGGGUGCCUUGGUAGGGCCCGGGUGGAACAGGGAGGUUUGCCAGCAGCCUCAGACUUUCUCCUCUCAUGAGCUUGCCUUGGACAGCCUUGGCAAAGUAGAUUCUCUUAUAGGCUGGGAGGAUGAAGGAGAUUUUGGGGCAAUUGGUGUUGAGCUCCUUAGCUAAAGAUGUGGACCAAAUUUUCUUCUCCAACUUGUCUGAAUUGGAAAUGAGUUUUUUAAUGGCUUCUGCAUUAUUUUCAGUUUCUUAGUUAUUUAAAAAAAAAACAAGGAUAAGGUGUGAAUUAUUUCAGGCCUUGCAUCUAAAACGGGACCUGUUUUGCUAAUUUGCAAUUAAAAAGUGUUCUUUGAGGCCUGCUGUCCUUAUUCUUGUCUGCCUGAGCAUUUUUACUUUGGUGUAUGUGCAUGUAGCCUAGUGAUGCAAAGGUUUCAUUCCACUUUUGCUUACUCAAGCAGGUGACUCUGGUGAUGUUUUACUCCAAGAGUCUGUAUCUCCUUGAAGAGUUUUACACCAGCUGGUUUUUAUUUUUAUCUAAAUGGGAGUUUGUCAAGAUGGUCAAUAAAAUGGAUGUUCCUGGUGCCCUG